This is a messenger RNA of Bactrocera oleae (olive fruit fly), 3279 nucleotides long. RefSeq names its product transcription factor grauzone. The record is from RefSeq and is a predicted model, not a curated record. Lineage: Eukaryota; Metazoa; Arthropoda; Insecta; Diptera; Tephritidae. Gene Ontology annotation, molecular function: zinc ion binding. Gene Ontology annotation, cellular component: nucleus.
UAAUUGUUAAACAGGUGGGAUCACUGGCGUGUUGUAAACAAAUUGUUCUGUAGUUUAUUGUUUUAUUUCAAUAUACAUUGUAGGAAGACAUUAAAUGUUUAAUGAGGCAUGUUGCUUACUAUGCUUAGAAAGUUCAAAGGAUCAAAUAGAUUUGGACUGUAAAGAAGGUACCGCGUUGAAUGGUCGAGAAGUGAUUGAACUGCAUUUCAAGCAGGAGUUGGAUAUGAUGUCACAAAUUGAAAUAAAAUUCAUUUGUCGAAAAUGUUGGAAUUUAGUAGAAACAUUUCAUAAAUUUUAUGAACAUGUCAAACAAGUGCACAAGGAAGCGGCGAACACAUUGAAAAGCGUGACUUUGGAAAAUGAUAUCUUAGAAAUAAAAGAAGAAAUCAUACAUAAUAACGACAUAAAAGUUGAACCAAGACGACGUAGGGGACGUCCUAGACGUCAAAGAAGACCUGAAACUGUCGAAGUCUUUUGGAAGCCUUCCAUACCACUUAAGGAAUGUCAAGUUAAAAUUGAAGAAUUAAUAUUACCCGCCUCAAUUAGUCCCAAAGAUAUAUGUAAUCGAUCUGAGAUUGUUCCCGAAUCAUUAGAGGUUAAAGAUGAGUCUAUACUCGAAGAUUAUAUGGAUAAUUCUAUAUCAGAAUAUAGUUCUGACUCUGAAGAAUUGAAGAGUGAAAAUGGAGAAGAUAAACAAUCAAAAAGAAAGUCUCGUAAGAUAAAUAAAAGAACAGGCGUCAAUAAAAAAACUGCGGAAUCGGAUGAAUAUAUUACAAAGAAAAAUUUCAAAUUUACUUGUUGCAUUUGUCAAACUUCAUUAGAAAACUUCAAACAUUUGAAAAGUCAUUUUCGUGAAGAGCACCAAACGAGUGGUUAUGUGCUAUGUUGUGGUAAAAAAUUACCUGAACGCGGUUUAUUAAUUGAUCAUAUUCAUUUUCAUGAAGAUCCUGACUACUUCAAAUGUAAACACUGUGGGAAGCGAAUGUCGGAGCGCCGUAGCCUCGAUCUUCAUCUUCAGUAUGCGCAUGGAAAUCGGGAACGAGUACAUCGUUGUUCAAUUUGUUCCAAAGGAUUUUUCCGUGCAUCUUGUUUGAAACAACAUUACAAUAUACACGUUUCAGAAGAUCAAAAAACAGUACCAUGUUUAGAAUGUGGUAAAACCUUCCCAGACGACGUUGAAUUAAGAAAACACAUGCGUCUUACCCAUUUGAAUGUUUAUGCAAAAAUAUGUGAUAUUUGUGGUAUAUCGAUAAAGGGGCGCGAUGCUCUGGAGCGGCAUCAAGCCGAACAUGCUGGUGUUCCGCGAAAACUUAUAAAAUGUGAUCUAUGUGAUGCUGCGCUCACUACGAAAUAUGGCUUAGCACGUCAUAUGAAAACUAUGCAUACGGAAGAGUAUCAGACGCCACAAGUGUGCCCAAUGUGUUCGAAAGUUUCACCAUCUUUGCAGGCUCAUCGCAACCAUAUAAAGUAUAUGCAUUCCUUGCAAAGGAAACAUGUAUGCAAAUUAUGCGACAAAGCCUUUAAACGGCUGACCGAUUUCAAAGAGCACAUGGCCACACAUACCGGCGAAGCUUUAUAUACCUGUAGUUUUUGUCCACAAACUUUCAAAUCGAAUGCCAAUAUGUAUUCUCAUCGAAAGAAGAAACAUGCUAAGGAGUGGGCAGAACAAUGUGCGUUGAAGAGAAGCUUAGCGGUACCUUUAAAGCAGGCUAUCGCAACCGACUACUAAAAACAACUUUAGCAAAUUCGAUGGGAUCUUAUUUUAGGGUUGAUAUAGCUAAUUUGAAAGCCAUAUGAUAAAAUAUUUAACAAUUAUUUUUUUUUUAUUAAUCUUCUGAUUAGGAACCAUUUAAUAAUUUUAAUUUUUCUGAAAAUAUUCAGAUAUCAUUUACUCUGACUUAACCUAUAAAAUAGCAGUAGCCGUGCGGAGUCAUUGACAUCACAUAUGAUAUAACGUUUAGAGCAGUUAAGACGAAAAAAAAAAUAUUUUGGGACCACCUUAGUGGAUAUCACACUUACAUAGUGUGUACCUUCAGCAACUAUAAUACUCAAUGCUUGCUUGGCGACACAACGUCUGCAAUAACAUACCAACAAUAUACUCGUACAGGCAUAUAUGUAUAUGCAUACCUAGGGGUUACGUCUGGCUCCCUCACAUAUAGGUAGUGAUAUACAAUAUGUAUAUGUACAGAUUGCAUGGAAUGCCUUCUACGAAAAACACUCAAACUAUCAUAAUCACACAUUAGUUUUAAUUGAGUUAUAAUUUUUCGGUGACCGCAAAAGUGUCAAAACUGUAAGUGCGGAGGAUCCGGUUGUAUAAGCACUUGAGGCACUACAUACAUACAUACAUACAUACAUAAAAAUCUAGGUAUAUAUGUAAGCAGGCAUUGAUAAUAAAUUGUCCCACUUCAAAGAAAGUAAUGAAACACCUCUGGAUGCGGAGGAAAAUUCGGACUCUAGGGCAGUGGGAAAGUAUAUACAUACAUACGUAUAUAUGUAUGCAUGUAUCAACGCAAAUUUUGGUUAAUAUUGCGUAUGCAAUAACUUUUUAAACAGUUGUCUUUGCCAUACUUCAUUUAUUGCAUUGUCAACGUAUGCCACUGCCGAAGAAGGCAUUGAGUUCAUUUGUAAGCGCUCCUGCUGUGUGGACAGACAUUGCAUUUUAUUAUUUUACUCUGCAUGCGCUUGACUUAUGUAUAUACAUAUUUAUUUUUAUACAUUAUAUAACAUCAAAAAAUAAUCUAGAAUACCAAUACAAAUUCUUCCGAAAUUUCAUAGAAAGACUCCGCCUAUGAGUUCAUUAGUAAACGAGGCUUUAGAAACGACGACACAGUCGCGAAUAUUUUUCAAAUUUUUUUAUUUUUGUUGUAAACUCAAGAUGACUACCACUUGUUUGUUGGUAGGUUCAUAUCCCGAUCGAUAAAAAUUAUAAAAAAUAUGUCUAAUCCAUUAAGAAGCGGAAUGUGGCUAGUUGGACUCAUCAUUUAUCGCAGAGAUGCGCAUUACGAAAACGAGAACCGACGCGGUUGUUGUUGUAGUGGCAAAAAACUGCCUGAAGUAAUCUGGUGAAAUGCCACCGAGUUGACAGAUUUUGGCCGGAUAAAAAUCCGGAUUCGUUCCGGUUGCGUAGGACCGUUUGUCGUGGGCAUGGUCCGUGUUCAUGAACCGAAAGGGUCUGUUCUAAUGCUUUCUAAAAUACCAGACGGUUUAUCGUGCGAAUAUUAUAUCUUCAGUUUUUAUGUGGAUUGAAUAAAGAAACAGAAAAAAAUGAACCUAUAAAAA